AUGCUGCAACCCACAUCUGAUCUGCUAAGCAUCUACCAACAGCAAACCGAAAUCAAUGAACUUCUUUCGAGGCUAGAACUACCAAUCUUGGUGUGUAUAGUAUCUGUGUGUGUGGUUUUCCAGGGGCCAGAGGUUGCGGGUGGCUCUGCAUCAAGGGAAAGCACUAACUGCAACAUCAACAUCCACAACCAGAGCAACAUCAGGCGGAAAAACAACAAAGAUGAGAAAUCGCUGGCUUCCUGGCUUCAUGAAGAAAUAAGUCUAGAGUGCCAGCAGUUGAGGAAAAACUUGUUCAUCUUCAGCUCUAACGAGCUAACGGAGCGACAAGCGGACCAACCGACUGAUGGGCGGACUGGCGAACAGUUGGACAGACGGACGCUCCGUUGGACGGACAACUCUGAGCGAUUCCACACAAAACGAGACGAUAGGUAAACAACAAGCAGGCAGCGGUACAAGUAGCAAGUGGCAAGUGCAAGUGUAACAGCAGCGGACUCCUGUACUUUUUUCGAGAUGGCCGCGUGAUCACGAGGUUUUCAACAACCUAUAAAUUAAUGACAACAAAUAAAUAAAUUGAUUCUCCCCUA
Molecule: messenger RNA, 584 nt
Organism: Drosophila biarmipes
Lineage: Eukaryota; Metazoa; Arthropoda; Insecta; Diptera; Drosophilidae
Source: RefSeq, a predicted model, not a curated record